This is a messenger RNA of Recurvomyces mirabilis, 6411 nucleotides long. It is a transcript of the gene ATG2, whose product is annotated as autophagy- protein 2. Gene Ontology annotation, biological process: autophagy of mitochondrion; reticulophagy; autophagosome assembly. The record is from RefSeq and is a predicted model, not a curated record. NCBI's taxonomy places the organism in Eukaryota, Fungi, Ascomycota, Dothideomycetes, Mycosphaerellales, Teratosphaeriaceae. The transcript is spliced from 2 exons. Bases 1 to 6411 code for a protein of 2136 amino acids. Gene Ontology annotation, cellular component: phagophore assembly site. Gene Ontology annotation, molecular function: phosphatidylinositol-3-phosphate binding.
AUGACUUCUUGGUGGCAGCGGAAGCUCUUCCAGUACACCGUCUCUCGCCUCGGCUUGUUUGAAGAUGGUGCCUUCAACUUCGAUGACCUUAACCUCUCGUGGGGCCGCAGAAGCACGAUACACCUUCGCAACCUCCCAUUCAACACGCAAAGGCUCAGCCAACUACUUCAGCUACCAUCAACUCUGCGUGUAGAGACUGCGAAGCUACUCUCCCUCCGAUUGAGUGUACCGGUCAACCUGAGUGGCAUCGAGGUCGAAGCAGAUGGAGUUGAGAUCGUGGUCAGGCUACUGCGAGAUGAUGAGGUCGGCAAGGAAGGUCAAGGGAAACCCGGUGCUCCUACAAGUGGCCGUGGUCCACAGCACAGAAAGGCACACAGACGAUUAAGCUCACCUAGACGCCCAGGAGCCCUGUUUGAUGAGGAUGAAGACCAUGUCCAUAUACCAACUGCUGAGGAGCUGGCCAAAUCAUUCCUGUUAGAAGAGCCAAUAUAUGAGAGACAAAAGCUCGAGGCUUCGCUGGCGGCUGACCACAAGUUCGUAGACGAAUCCAUCGUUAGUGAAAGCAGUGAUAGUGAUGAUGCUCUUGGUACUGGCACUGGAGUCCCUGACAUACUUGCUGGAUGGAUACAGACUAUCGUGGACCAGGCACAGGUGCAUAUCGGGAACGUAGAGAUCAAGUUUGAGGCAGAUAUGGCAGGAGAUGCCUCUGGGCCUAUUCCAGUCACCUUGCGCCUGACUCUGGCCGAGGCAGACGUUCCACCUGUUGAUACGACUUCGGGUGGCGAUCUCAGGCUGGGCAACCGCAACAUUGUGCUUCAUGACAUUGCGCUGGACUUGCUCUCAAAAAGUGAAGCCUUCACUACUCUAUCGCAAGUCAUUCCACCUAGCUCUCCAUCGAGUAGUAAGCGUGCUGCCAAUACCGCUGCGAAACUGGCGGACUCUGGAUCUGUAGCAGCAAGUCGCAUGCAUGAAACGAACCAACGUGAUGGUCCAUCCCCAGCGAGCCAAGAGCAAGACGUUAUGCAGCGAUCUCAGCACUUGCGGCAGCAUGAACCUGAGGACGACAUGUCUGAGCAGCUAAUAAGCACGAGCGCCCAUGAUAUCUCGACAUCAGAUCUCGAGAUUCAGCCGGGCGAUGAUAACAUUAGCUGGGGCUCAAGGCGAAGCAAGAGUACGGGGCCUGCCGAAGACUUAUGGAGCUCCACGACAAUCGAAGAUGAUCUACCAGCAUCACUAUUACUGGACCGCGCGAGCACACCGCGAGCAUCGUCCUCUAGAAGCGAGAGUCCAGCAGUGUCUCGCACACGGAGAGCAGUCUCGCCAUAUGAUCGUGUCUUGGAAAGUCCAGGAUCAUGGCCACGACCAAACGAAAGUCCAGAACGAACAAGGUCACAUCGUAGUCCCGGUUCGUGGCCCUCACCUGAUACCCGGCAACACGAUAUGUUCCAAUCUCUGACCCCGGGCCCUGCUCCGGACGACGACAAUCCAAUGGACAACAAACGUGUCGCUCUGCAAGCUUCUCAACUUGUGGAAACAUACGGUCGUCAAGACGUGAGUGAUGCUAGCGAUGACGAUCUUGAUGAAAUGGCACAGUCUCGAAUGUACAGUCAUGAAGAAGCGGAGAGCCUGUACAUGAGCGCGAUGACGCAAGGGCCCAGCCAUGCCAUACCUGGUGGCCGAGAAGCCGCAACGGCUAUAAAGCACCCCAUGAUGUCCUCAUAUGUCGAUUCGCGAGGCGGCCUUGACCAUUCGGUGUUUGGCGAAGGUACAAAGCGACUCGCUAAAGGCUUGGACGAGACUCUUGGAAGCGCAACCCCACGCGCGCAAUCUCCUGCCCAGCCUACAACUCUCUCGCAAUCCAACCAUAGACAGUCCGUACGGAUCGUCAGCAUCGACGAGAUAUCAGUAUGGCUGUGCCUACACAUGCAAUCCACCACAUCAGAUGCGGCGUCUACUCAGCCCAUCUUCCAACCGCUUCGAGGCACAGAACCUGAAAGUCAUAUGCCAGGCGCCUUCUCGACCUAUUCUGACCUGGCAGCAUCACGCCAGCCGACAAGCUCGUCGGGUAUGACGCGCAGCAAAGAUAUCCGGGGAAAGCCGCGCGAGCAGAGCACUGCCGCCGAGAAUAAAGGGGUGGAAAUUGCAUUUGGCAAGAUCACAGUCUCCAUCGAUGCUGCAAGCUGUCGUCUGCUGUCGAGUCUCGUCACUCCUACUCUGCGAGCAGUCGGAGACUCGUCUAAGCAAAAAGCAUCAGUAUCUAUCAAGACGACUGCAGUGCCUGCUACACAAACCCUAAUAACAGUAUCAAUCCGAAAGUUCCAGCUCUCGAUUAUGGAACAGCUGCACGAAGUGACCAGCUCGAGAUCGGAUGUAGGUCUGCUCACCUUCGAAUGCCGCAAUGUGCUUGGUGGCCAUAGCAUGAACAGGUCCAAUCUCAGAAUCGAGUCAGUAAAAGCUUGGGUCAGUGGUAGUGAGCUUUUGACUUUCGACCAUCACGGCGCUGCAGAUGCCUCGACAGUGCUCUCUGACACCACCUAUGCUAUUGACCUCCACAGAUCGAGUGACAAAGUGACUCUCCAAGGUCAGUCGGUGCAUGAGUUGACCUUCGAUACUCUUCCUAUCAAGCUUGAUAUUGAUCUGAGUGCGCUUGACGAUACACUUGGCUCAUUCGGCGGCUUGAGUGGUAUCCUUGAGCUUAGCAGCUCUUUUCUCCCGGACGGCACACAUCCCGCCCCACCGAAGACAGUCAAGAAGCCGUCAAAAGGUGUACGCUUCGUUAGUGAUGCUCAGCCAGCAAAAGCUGGACCAGAAUUCAAGAUCAAUGGACGCUUUGGUGGUGCUCAUCUCACAGUCUACGGCGAAAGCUGUGCCGUCAAGCUGCAGACCAGGAGUAUCAAAGUGGUUCAUCGCGCUGUUGGUACAAGUGUGAGCGCAAGUCAGGUACUGCUCAAAGGCCCGUACCUGGGAAACACGACCAGCGCAUCGAUCUCUAUUAACCUUGAGGCCAUCCGCCUAGAAUACCUCAUCACACCUGGCGACAAAGAUCUGGAGAAACUACUGGCUCUAUUGACACCGUCGAAGGACAAAUACGACAACGCCGAUGAUAUCUUGCUUGACACACUCUUACGACAGAGGCAGAAAGGCUCUCUGCUGCGAGCUUCGAUUGGUGAUGUCAAGGUCAGGGUUGAUGAUUUGGAUUGCGUCGACAAUCUGACAGGCCUAGCCAACGAGCUCGCAAAGCUGUCAGCGGUUGCGAAAUAUCUACCAGAGGACGAUAGACCUGGAAUACUGAGUAUGCUGGAUAUCAAACAAGUCAACGCAAUGCUCCCUGUCAUCGAUAGCUUUGGGAAAGUUCGGCUGCAGCUCCAAGAAGUUCGCUGCGCCCACGUUGGACUGCCGGCUCUGCUAGCACUGUCUAUUGGAGGUCUGGAAGCUGCACGAGAGAGCACGGGUACUCAACUGGUACACGCUAUGCUGCCGCUCACUGGCGCGGAUCAUCUGCCGAUGAUCAUGGCUCGUAUGCUCGGUGAUGAAGCUGAACCAACUGUAAAAGUGAAGCUCUACAACUUGUGUCUGGAAUACGAUGUCGCUACUAUGAGUGCACUGAUUGGACACUCGGAAGCAGAUGCCGAAGGUCUGGGCAGAGACCUUAUAGAGUCUAUUACAGACCUCGCCACAACUCACCUCGGACAGACCGAAGCUGGACCUAGUAGUCCAGCGAAGUCGGCGACGGUCAAGCCUAUCAAUGUCGAGCUGCUCAUGCACGACUCUGGAGUCGGCCUGAAGCCCGUGAAGGGCUCUGCGAAGGGUCUUCUAAUCCUCACAGAUGCCAAGGCAUCCACUUUAGUACCACCAGGUGAAAGGCUCACAGCUUCUCUCGAGCUACGCAAGGCUGCACUAUUCGUGACUGACAAGCACUCCGAUGCAAGCACUCAGGAUUCAGCACAAUCUAAUAGCAAGUCGAGCAAUACAGCAACAAAUGCACGCGUCUCAUCUGUCUUAUCUGACCAAGGCUAUGCUUCCGUGGCGUCUCUCAUGACCGCAAGGCUAGCAGCGAGCGUCAGCGACAGCACAGAAGAAAGUGCAAAGGCUGUCGAAGUGGAGAUCAGCAGUGAGCUCCUACUGUUGGAGACAUGUGCAGACUCCACGCAGACACUGUUUGCGAUAUUAGGUGGCCUAGCUCCACCGUCACUACCUAGCAAGGCCCAAAAGUACCUGACGCAGCCGAUGACCAUCGAAGACAUGAUGGCUUCAUUCACUGGCGAAGCAGUCACAAAGCCAAGUACAGCGCCAUCCACACUAUUCGAUGUUGAUGAGGAACAAGACGACGAUGCAGAAACUCUCCUUGGCAGGUCUGCGCUUGAUGACGGAGCUGACGAUCUGCUAAUGGAGUCAGAGAUGGCGUCCAGUCUGUACGGUCGGGUCAGCGGCAUCCUCGACGGCAAUGAUGGGCCUGAUGGUGAGUCCGAGGAGGCCUUCCCGGAGACAGUUGAGAGUCUGCUCGAGGAUGAUCCAUUCGAAAUGUCGCUCUCACCGACAGAUAUGCCUAUGAGCGACAGCGCUCUGGUGCGAGAUCUUGCGAAACAAUGCAAGCCGAUUGCUCACGCGAGACCAGCCACUUUGGGCCUUACCGAGAUAGACGAUCUUGGAUAUGAGGUCCUUGGCAUUCAGGUACAAGCAUUGGGCUCACGCCACAGAUUCAAUCAACCGUUUGUAGGAGACAAGACCACGUCUCGUCAAACUCAAGGUAUAUUGCCGUUUCGACUGAAGGUGCGGGAUACGCAUAUCAUCUGGAAUCUGUACGAUGGCUACGACUGGCAGCGAACAAGGGACGGCAUCACGGAGGCUGUGGAGCAAGUCGAGGCUCGCGCAGAGCAGCGCGUUGCUCGCAGGAGGCGGUCCCACACCGUGGAGGAGGAGGAUGAGUCAGUGAUUGGUGACUUCUUGUUCAACUCGAUCUACGUUGGCGUACCCAAUACGCAGGAUGCACAGGAGCUGCGCAGACAGAUCAACCGUGGCAUCGACGACCUGGUCAGCGAGACGGAGAGUAUACCAGUCUCUGGCCUGUCUCGGCCAACAGCAUAUUCAGCUUCUGGUCGGCCUCUACGACCACAGCAGCGGAAACAAAAGCUCAGGCUAGAACGCAGUAGGACGCAUAAGGUCGCAUUUGAGCUCAAAGGUCUGUCUGCAGAUGUUGUCGUCUUUCCGGCUGGGGAGAAAGAGCUUGUCAACGCUAUUGACUUGCGCAUCCGAGAUGUUGAAAUCUUCGACAACUUGCCGACCUCGACAUGGCGCAAGUUCUUGACCUGCUUGGAGAACGACAGCAACACCCGUGAGAUGGCAAAGCCAAUGGCACAUAUCGAGGUACAGACAGUUAGGACUAUUCAGGACUUCGAUGCUUCGGAGCUAAAGAUCCACGUGUCACUCCUGCCACUCAGGCUGCAUGUCGAUCAGGAUGCUCUCGACUUCGUAGCAAGAUUCUUCGAAUUCAAAGACGAUAAAGCGGCGCCACCGCCAGAUCCGAAUGACCAGCCCUUCAUCCAACGACUUGAAAUCGAGACUGUCGAUCUUCAGCUAGACUAUAAGCCAAAGCGCAUCGACUAUGGUGGCUUGCGUUCUGGCCACACGACCGAGCUUAUGAACAUCAUCACGCUCGAUGCUGCCAACAUAAGUCUCAAGCACGCCAUCGUCUACGGCAUCAAAGGUUUCGAGCCGAUCCACAAAACCUUGAAUGACAUCUGGAUGCCGGAUGUUAAACGUAAUCAGCUGCCAACAGUCCUCGCAGGCUUAGCACCAGUCCGCAGUCUAGUCAACAUCGGCAGCGGUGUACGAGACGUCAUCGCCAUCCCAAUCCGUGAGUAUCGCAAGGACGGACGUAUUGUUAGGAGCAUACAGAAAGGAGCGUUACACUUCGGCAAGACCACGACCUCAGAGCUCGCACGGCUUGGUGCGAAACUUGCCAUCGGCACACAGACAAUCUUGCAGAAUGCAGAGGGCAUGCUAUCACCUGCAUCGGCAUCGCCAUCUGGAAGACCUGACAUGGCUCGUCGUAUCUCUUCCGAGCAGGGCUGGCAUGACGUGGGUGACGAAGAGGGCGAUCACGAGCAAAGAAAGAUUUCAGCCUACGCGGAUCAGCCUAUCGGUGUUUUGUCUGGCUUGCGCUCGGCACGAUUGCACCUAGAGCGCGAUCUACUAACUGCUCGCGAUGCUUUCAUCGCAGUACAGGGCGAGCUCAUGGAGAGUGGGAGUCCUGGUGCCGCUGCGGCAGCGGUGGCUCGGCAUGCACCAACUGUCAUCUUGAGACCCGUGAUUGGCGCUACUCGAGCUGUUGGAACGACUCUGCUUGGUGUUGGAAACCAGAUCGAUCGACAGAACAUGAAGCGGAUGGAGAAUAAAUAUAAGCGUCGCUGA